ACACCGAAGAGCGAGCCCACCAUCGUCUUCGCCUCCCCUCGACGCCCUUCUUCGACCUCUCUCUUUCUCUCUCUCUUUCUCUUCCACCUUCCCCGUGCUUCGCGCCGCAAAGAAGAGUGAGUAGAUGGCCUCGAAGCUGAACCAGCUUCGGGCAAAAGCCGCUCAGGCUUCGCAACUCGUGACGAAGCACGGUUGCGCGUACUAUAAGGAGCUUUUGGAGAGCAACAAGAAGUACAUUGUGGAUCCGCCCACGGUAGAGACGUGCCAGGAGUUGUCAAAGAAGCUCUUUUACACGCGCCUCGCAAGCAUUCCUGGUCGCUAUGAAGCAUUUUGGAAGGAGCUUGAUGGCGUAAAGCACAUAUGGAAGAACCGCAAGGAUCUCAAGGUUGAGGAUGCCGGCAUUGCUGCCUUGUUUGGGCUCGAGUUGUAUGCAUGGUUCUGUGUCGGUGAGAUCGUAGGAAGAGGGUUCACUUUUACUGGCUAUUAUGUUUGAACAAAGCCCAGUUAAAGCCUGUUUACAAUUGAGAUCUUCUUUUUAGUAAUCACUUGUUUAAUAAUUAGGUUCGCAACCUCAUUUUUACCAUGCGGAGUUUUGUUUUCCUAAGAAAUUUUGGUGCUGGUGAUCAGCCAUAAGCAUUUCAUUGCGGCAAUAAAUUUUACCAGCUUGUUAAUCUUUC
Messenger RNA from Ananas comosus (pineapple), 677 nucleotides. RefSeq lists its product as uncharacterized. Gene Ontology annotation, molecular function: proton transmembrane transporter activity. Gene Ontology annotation, biological process: proton motive force-driven ATP synthesis. NCBI's taxonomy places the organism in Eukaryota, Viridiplantae, Streptophyta, Magnoliopsida, Poales, Bromeliaceae. Bases 125 to 493 code for a protein of 122 amino acids. The transcript has 3 exons. The record is from RefSeq and is a predicted model, not a curated record.